Capsella rubella is the source of this 920-nucleotide messenger RNA. RefSeq lists its product as uncharacterized. The coding region runs from base 186 to 908 and encodes 240 amino acids. The transcript has a single exon. The record is from RefSeq and is a predicted model, not a curated record. Lineage: Eukaryota; Viridiplantae; Streptophyta; Magnoliopsida; Brassicales; Brassicaceae.
AGUGGCUUUUGAAAACUUUAUUCAUCUAAAUUGGGUACCCACACGUUAACCAAACAAGAAACCUGAAAACGAUAAACCCAUUACUUGUUGUUUUCUUUGGUGUACCCGAUCUUAUCUUCAUCAGGAUUCAAUCUCUUCACCCUCUUCUCAGAUUCUUGAACUGUGGAUCCAGUUUUUGCUAAGCAAUGAAGGGAAUGAAGGAAAGAUUGGUGAAGAAAAUCAAACUCAUCACCACUGUCAAGACGUUGAAGCACGGCUUAGCUCUUCAUAAGAGUAACAUUGAUCGCACAAUCCAUCACCUAAGAGACGAAAUAGUCGCUGAGUCUGGUCAAAGCAAAAGUUGUGUUACACCAACACUACUGGAGCUUGAGGAUGCAGAGGAACAGAGUCUUGAAGAAGAAAGAGGGCUUCUUUUGGAGUUUGAAGAGAACUGCCCACCCGGAGGAGAAGACUCGGUUGUAUUCUACACCACGGGCCUGCGAGGAGUGAGGAAAACAUUUGAAGCUUGCAGAAGAGUGAGAUUCUUGUUGGAGAAUCACAAGGUGAUGUUUAGAGAGAGAGAUGUUUCCAUGGAUUCAGAGUUUAGAGAAGAGAUGUGGAGGUUGCUUGGUGGGAAAGUUACCUCUCCGAGGCUGUUCAUCAGAGGUAGGUACAUUGGAGGAGCAGAAGAAGUCGUGGCAUUGAACGAGAACGGUAAGCUUAAGAAGCUUCUACAAGGAAUCUCGCAGGUUGACUCGCCUUGCGAAUCUUGCGAGAACGAACGGUUUCUGAUAUGUUCUAGCUGUAAUGGAAGCUCGAAGGUGCUUGUGGAUCAUCACGUUGAAGAGAGUAGUAAUAAUGAUAAGGUGUGGACGAGAUGCAGAGAAUGUAACGAGAAUGGGCUUGUGAAAUGUCCUCUUUGUACGUAGUUUAAAGUUAUA